UGGUCCAUACUGGUCCGUACUGGUCCUUACUGGUUCAUACUGGUCCCCCCCAGGCCUGUACUACGUGGACAGCGAGGGCACGCGCGUGGCCGGCGCCGCCUUCGCCGUGGGCUCGGGCUCCUCCUACGCCUACGGGGUGCUGGACCGGGGGCUGGGGGGCUCCCAGGAUUCAGUAGCCACCCCUGGGGAUUCAGCCGCCUGGGAGCUGGCCCGGCGAGCCAUCUACGGCGCCGCCCGGCGCGACGCCUACUCGGGGGGCAACGUGCUGGUGCUGCACGUGGGGGCCCAGGGCUGGCACCAGGUGUCCCUGCACAACGUGGCACAGCUCCAGGACAUCUACGGGGACCAGUAAAGCAUGCUGGGUUA
Empidonax traillii (willow flycatcher) is the source of this 366-nucleotide messenger RNA. Its product is annotated as proteasome subunit beta type-5-like. The transcript is spliced from 2 exons. The record is from RefSeq and is a predicted model, not a curated record. The annotation marks the transcript as partial. Lineage: Eukaryota; Metazoa; Chordata; Aves; Passeriformes; Tyrannidae. Gene Ontology annotation, cellular component: proteasome core complex.